AUGUCUUUGGAGAAAGUUGUCAUGGACCAAGGUUCCGUCCCUUCCCUGUCUGGUGUGGGCCUGCAGCUGACCAGGCCGUACAAGAGGCAGUGCGGGCGGCGGACGGGACUGGUGCUCCUGGCGGGAGGCUGUCUGGGCGGGGUGCUGGUGUGCGCCGUCCUCAUGCCGCUGGUCUACGUCACCAUGUCAGACAGACAGCUGGAGUUGGAGGUGUCCGAGCUCAGGAACCUUGUGAUCAACCUUUCUGCACGGACCGCCUUACCUGGUACGGAGGACCGAGAGAACGACACUGCUACGGGCGGGGCACACAGACAGCGGAGACGGGCCGACCCGCCGCCGUCUAUCGGUGACGUGUACGUGCGGUGGGGAAGGGACGACUGUGGUGAAAACGCCAAGACUAUCUACUCCGGUGUUGUUGCAAGCGGAUUUUGGGAAUACCAGGGAGGGGGAAAUGACUACCAGUGCCUGCCCCUGGAAGGAGUGGAGUGGAACAACCCAGUGGCCGGUAAUCAGCACCAGAGCUACAUCUACGGGACUGAGUACAGCGUCGGUGCUGGACUCUUCUCCACUGACAACAUGGGGUACAUCACCAACCCUUUUGACUACGACGUCCCCUGCUCGGUGUGUCUCGUGUCCGGUCGGUCUACACACGUCAUGAUCCCCGCCCGCCUGUCCUGUCCUCGGGGAUGGAGUAUGGAGUACAGCGGCUACCUGAUGACAGCUCCUACCUACCACCACAACAGCAAGAACUUCAUCUGUAUGGACGGAGCUCCCCAACUCAGGCCAGGAUCAUCUGCCAACCUUGAAGGCGCAUCCAAUCUGCACCUGGUGGAGGCGCAGUGUGGCUCUCUUCCCUGUGGGCCCUACAUCAACGGCUACGAACUGACCUGUGUGGUCUGCACCCUGAUGUAAACUGCUAUUUACUCAACUGGGCGGCAAAGCGCCCAUGCAUGUUUCCCUUCACUGUCUGAUUUUAUAAGUGCGUGAUUGUUUGUUUUGUGUAAUGCAGGUGAUUGUGCUUUUUGUGGUGUAGUUCAACGGUGAAUGGAUCAACUGUAACGGUUAUACUUUCCAGACAUAUGUACAGGAUAGUAAAAACAAUACAUUUCCUUUCACCUAUACAGAGUCUACGGAGGGAAAUAU
Messenger RNA from Branchiostoma belcheri (Belcher's lancelet), 1143 nucleotides. RefSeq names its product short-chain collagen C4-like. The transcript has 4 exons. The record is from RefSeq and is a predicted model, not a curated record. The coding region runs from base 1 to 912 and encodes 303 amino acids. NCBI's taxonomy places the organism in Eukaryota, Metazoa, Chordata, Leptocardii, Amphioxiformes, Branchiostomatidae.